GCGCUGUGAGUGUGUGUGGCUGCGCGCGCGAGACACAGCGAGAGAAGAUGGCGGCGGCGGGGGAAGCGGCAUGAGCGGCCUCACUCAUUGAAAGCAGCAGCAGCAGCGCUCCGCCAUGGCCUCCCCGAGCGCUCAGUAUAUCUUUGGGGAGUUCAGCGAUGAUGAAUUCAGGCAGUUUUUUGUGACGACACGCUGCACAGUUGAGCUACCCCCAUUCAAUGAAGCUGUUCUGUGUGGGACUCAGUCUUCAAGUGAUCUGCAAGAUGAUUUAUUACAAGCCAGGAGCAGUCUUUUUUCAUCAUGGCAUAUUGGUGAAGAAUACCAGAGGAUUGAAUUUGGAGUGGACGAAGUGAUUGAUACGGAUGGAUCCCUCCUUAACAAUACCGAUUACAGUAUUUCAAGCACCCUGAACCCUCAGGCUCCAGAAUUCAUUCUUGGCUGCUCACCUAACCAGAAAUCGCCUAAUGACAUUCUUCUUGAAAACAACUACGAUCCCAGCGAUGGUCAGUUGAGUGAGUCUGCCCUUCCGGACGGCAGUGGCAAUGCAGACAGUGAUGGCACAUCAGGCAUUGGACAGCGCGAGCGUAAAAAGAAGAAAAAAAGGCCACCUGGUUACUACAAUUACUUAGAAGGUGUUGAGGAUGGUGGCACUGCUGUAGAGACCCUUGUAAAUGGGCAUGCUGGCUCAGCAGGACUCAACUGUAUAAGCACAGAUGACCCUGAGCUCACGGAAGAUAUACCAAAUUCUUCAGCCUCUCCUAGGACUUGUAACAGCCCGGAUAACUCUGUGGACUUUAACAAUGAAGCUUUGUCUGAUGAUGCUUCAAUACCUAAUGCACUAGACAAUGCCAGGACUGCUGGUCAGCCUGAGGAAUGCAGUGUUACUUCUUUGGAACAAUCUUGUAUCCUCUCUGACGAUGAGAGGGAGACCUCUGUAAGGACAGCUGUUGUCCAGCCUUUUGCUGGUAGUGAUACUACUGAAAACCUUGGAGUUUCCAAUGGACAAACACUUGAAGCCCCAGAGGAAGGCCUGACCUCCAAUGGGGUGGAAUUACACUCUGAGGUCAGUGCCCCCUCUGAGCCAGCCAAGCAGGAGGAUACUUCGGCUCCUCUGGCUGUGACCCAGGUUUCAGGAUCAGCCUCUGUUAACCCACCAGCUAAGUCCUGGGCUAGUCUUUUUCACAAUUCCAAGCCCUCAUCCACCACACGGGUGGCUUAUGUUGAGACUAAAUAUGCCCCUCCUGCCACGUCUCCCCAGGCCCCAGAGAAACAAGUUGAAGUUAAGGAGGGCCCUGUUCCAGUAUCAGAGGAUCCAGUAGCCAUAAAGAUUGCAGAAAUGCUGGAAGGAGUGAAACUUGUUCAUAAACCAGUAUCAUUGCAGCCACGAGGAUUAAUCAACAAGGGAAACUGGUGCUAUAUUAAUGCUACAUUGCAGGCUCUUGUGGCUUGCCCUCCAAUGUAUCAUCUUAUGAAAUCCAUUCCAGUCUACACAAAGGCCAUGAGACCGUGUACAUCCACCCCUAUGAUUGACAGUUUCGUGCGGCUAAUGAAUGAGUUUACAAGCAUGCCGGUACUCCCGAAAACAAAGCAAGCUCCUGGGGAGAAGGUCGUCAGGGAUAUCCGCCCGGGGCCUGCCUUUGAACCCACUUACAUCUACCGCUUAUUGACGGUUUCCAAAUCAAGUCUUUCUGAAAAGGGUCGCCAGGAAGAUGCAGAGGAAUACCUUGGAUUUGUAUUGAACGGACUACACGAGGAAAUGUUGUCACUGAAAAAACUUCUUUCCCCGCAGAAUGACAAAAUCCCAAUCUCUAAUGGGCCUGAUACACCACCUGCCAACGAGGAGAAGGAAGUACCACAGCUUGACGAACAGGGAGAGGGCAGUGAUGAGGAAUGGGAGAAGGUCGGACCUCGCAACAAAUCUUCCGUGACACGGCAGGCCGACUUUGUUCAGACAUUGAUCACUGAUAUCUUUGGAGGACACAUGAGGUCCGUUGUGUAUCAGCAAAGCUCAAAGGAAUCUGCUACCCUGCAGCCAUUUUUCACUCUCCAACUGGAUAUUCAGUCUGAAAAGAUUCGCACGGUCCAAGAAGCAUUGGAAAGCCUGGUGGCGAGAGAAUCUGUCCAGGGUUACACCACCAAAACCAAACAAGAGGUGGAGAUAAGCCGGAGAGUUACUUUGGAAGAACUCCCACCAGUCCUAGUAUUACACCUCAAACGUUUUGUGUUUGAAAAGACCGGUGGCUGCCAGAAACUUGUCAAAAACAUUGAAUAUCCUGUGGACCUGGAAAUUAGCAAAGAUCUGCUUUCUCCUGGGGUGAGAAGUAAGAUUUUUAAAGGCCAAAGAACCUACAGGCUCUUUGCAGUUGUCUAUCACCAUGGAAAUAGCGCAACUGGUGGUCAUUACACUACAGACGUCUUCCAGAUCGGUCUUAAUGGAUGGCUACGUAUAGACGACCAGACUGUCAAAGUGAUCAACCAGUACCAGGUGGUGAAACAGACUGUGGAGCGUACAGCAUACCUCCUGUAUUACCGCCGUGUAGACCUGCUGUGAUGGCGUCAUGGAAUAACUCACUUCACAUCUCCCUUUUACCCUCUGCUCUUUUUUUGAGUGAACUUGUUUCUUUACUUUUUCUUUUUUUCCCCUCCUCCUUCUCCAGCUUGUUUCUUUCCUUGAAUUUUUAGACUAGUGUAGGCAGAACAAAGUUUCAAGACUUCGAGUAGCUGUAACCCUGGUCUUUGCCAUAGAGGGCCGUGACUGAGCGUUGCUGCCCUCUUGUGGCACUUAAGGGGUUAAGCAUUCCAUGUAACUUGCUACACAACAAAAUAAUCUCAAUGAUUUUAACAUCGAAGAAGAUGUUAAACUAUGUAUAACCCUUAAUGCUGUCAGAAGGCUGUGCAGCACAUUCCCCUUUGCAUUUAGUAGAUUUUGGCUGGCAACUGCUUCUUCUAAAGCAGGAUGUAAAAUGGGUGAUCGAUAGAUGCAUCUUAAACUUUUUUUCUUUUUCCUUUUUUUUUAAAAUUGUGUCUAGGCUUAUAGUGGCUCCUUUAUUCCCUUUUUAGCAGUGUCCACGAGCCUAGCCAAAGAAAUAUUGCACCAGCAUCAAAUCUUGUACAUUUCUGUGGGGAAAAAGUCUUCACUUCGAUCCAAUUUUCACAUCCUUCAUGCCAGCUCUUCCCUCAUCCCUUGCAGUCUCCCUACUAUCAUCUUUUCAGAUCAUUGAAUUAAAAUAAAAAAUAUAAAAAAAUAGAAAUUAUAUUAACAAAACAAAAAAAGGGGGUUUCUUGCAUAAAUCCAUUAAAAGAGGAAAAUACAUUUUACAGAUAAACAAAGGCUUCUUCAAGGUUGCUGGGUGCCUCAUAGGGUUAAUUACAGUACAAAUAAAUGUCCUUUAAUUGUGUGAGGUAUGAGGGCUUGUUUUAGCUGUUUGUGCUGCUGGAUCAAACAAAACUGAUUCAGUGGAAAUUUCUUUCAGUAGCAAAAAACAAAACAAAAAAAACGCAAACAAACCUAAAACCGUUUGCAGGGAGAAUCCGUUUGAAAUUGAAAACGUUAGUCAGUAUAGAUGGGUGAUUGUGACUUUACUGCUAUUGCAUUCAAAUUAAAAUUCUGCUUCUGGGUACACAAGAUCAACGAUUAAAACAGCGGGCUUAACAUUCAAGAUCUGUAUUCCUUUAAGUCUGCUUUGUUUAAUUUUGCUGUCUUGCUCUCCUAUAACGUUGAGUUCCUAAUUGUACACAGUUUAGUGAUAUUUAGGAGUAUAAAGUUGUCGCCCAACAUUAAAAAAAGUCACAAAGUUGGUUUAAAA
This is a messenger RNA of Pelobates fuscus (common spadefoot toad), 3806 nucleotides long. RefSeq names its product ubiquitin specific peptidase 10 (gene USP10). Gene Ontology annotation, cellular component: cytosol; nucleus; early endosome. The coding region runs from base 116 to 2551 and encodes 811 amino acids. NCBI's taxonomy places the organism in Eukaryota, Metazoa, Chordata, Amphibia, Anura, Pelobatidae. Gene Ontology annotation, biological process: DNA damage response, signal transduction by p53 class mediator; protein deubiquitination; regulation of autophagy. The transcript has 15 exons. Gene Ontology annotation, molecular function: cysteine-type deubiquitinase activity. The record is from RefSeq and is a predicted model, not a curated record.